CACGCGCGCUCGCCUGCAGACCCGGAAGCGGAUCGCGCGGAGCGACGGGCGCGCUCGGGAGAGGGAGUCUCCGUUUUUCUGGUUCGUGCCGCCGGCGCGCUCUUCAGGCCCCUCCUCCGCACCCAGUUUCGGGGGUCGCCUGGUAAGAAUAACCUUAUCUGAGAAAGAAGCCCAGAAGAAGAGGGAAAAAAGGAGGAAUGGCUCUUUCCCAGGGACAGGUGACCUUCAGGGAUGUGGCCAUAGAAUUCUCUGAGGAGGAGUGGGAGUGUCUGGACCCUGCUCAGAGGGCCUUGUACAGGGACGUGAUGGUGGAGAACUACAGGAACCUGGUCUCCCUGGGUGAGGAUAGUUUCCCUCCAGAAGUCGGAAGCCUUUCUGCUGGAUUUGCAAUCAAGGACUUAUCACCAAUAGAGGACAUUAAUAAAGGAGAAUUAUACCACUUAGUGAUACUGGAGAGAAAUGAAAGCCAUAGCCUCAAGGAUUUUGAUCUCAAGGAAGUCUGGGAAAAUAUGCAUGAGUUUGAGAGUCACUGGAGAUACGAUGCAAGAAAUUACAAAGAAGUGCCUUUGACACAUAACAAAAAUCUCAUUCAUAGAAAAGAUCAACAGCUUAAUAAAUCCUCAGUUACUUUUCCUCAAAAGCAGAGUAUUACUGUAAAAAAUAAUACAUACCAAUAUUUCAUGCAUGACGAGCCAUUUGUAAGGCAUUUGUUAAAACUGGAAAAUAACAUAAGUGGUCCUGGAAACUGGUACAUAAACUGUUUGGAAAAUAGAAUUGGAUUAAGUUUGCAGGGACACCUGGCUGAACUGCAGAGAUUUCAUACUGAGGAAAAAAUGUAUGAAUGUAAUCAAGUUGAGAAAUCUGUCAACAAUGGUUCCUCUGUUUCACCACUUCAGAGAAUUCCAUCUAGUAUCAAAAACAUUUGGAAUAAAUACAGGAAGAUUUUAAAAUAUCCUUUGUUACCUGCACAAUACAGAAGAGCAUACACUAGAGGAAAAUCUUACAACUGUAAUGACUGUGGGAAGGCUUUUAGCAAAAGUUCAAAUCUCAUGAGUCAUGAGAGAAUUCAUUCAGGACAGAGACCUUACAAAUGUAAUGAGUGUGGCAAAGCCUUUACAGAGCGUUCACAUCUUACUCAACAUAAGAAAAUCCAUACUGGAGAGAAACCUUACAAAUGUAAUGAGUGUGGCAAAGCCUUUAACCAGUGUUCGAACCUCACUAGACAUCAGAGAGUCCAUACAGGAGAGAAACCAUAUAAAUGUAACGUAUGUGGCAAGGUCUGUAGUCAAAAUUCAAACCUUGCAAAUCAUCAGAGAAUGCAUACUGGAGAGAAACCUUACAAAUGUAAUGAAUGUGGUAAGGCCUUUAUCCAACGUUCACACCUUUGGAGUCAUGAGAGAAUUCAUACUGGAGAGAAACCUUACAAAUGUAAUGAAUGCAGCAAAGCCUUUGCUGAACGUUCAGGCCUUACUCAGCAUAAGAAGAUCCAUACCGGAGAGAAACCUUACAAAUGUAAUGAGUGUGGCAAAGCUUUUAAGCAGUGCUCACACCUCAUUAGACAUCAGAAUACCCAUCCUGGAGAGAAACCACACAAAUGUAAGGUAUGUGGCAAGGCCUUUAUCCAAAGCUCUAGCCUUAUAGAACAUCAGAGAAUUCAUACAGGAGAAAAACCUUAUAAAUGUAAUAAAUGUGAUAAGGCUUUUAUCAGACGGUCACACCUAUGGGGUCAUGAGAGAACUCAUACUGGAGAGAAACCUUAUGAAUGUAUUGAGUGUGGCAAAGCCUUUGCUGAGCGUUCAAAUCUUACUCAACAUAGAAAAAUCCAUACUGGAGAGAAACCUUACAAAUGUAAUGAGUGUGGCAAAGCUUUUACCCAAUUUGCAAACCUUACUAGGCAUCAGAAAAUACACACUGGAGAGAAACCACACAAAUGUGAUGUUUGUGACAAGGCUUUUAUCCAAAGUUCAAGCCUUAUGGAACAUCAAAGAAUUCACACAGGAGAAAAACCUUAUAAAUGUAAUAAAUGUGAUAAGGCUUUUAUUAAACGUUCUCACCUUUGGGGUCAUGAGAGAACUCAUACUGGAGAGAAACCUUAUAAAUGUAAUGAGUGUGGCAAAGCCUUUACGGAGCGUUCACAUCUUACUCAGCAUAAGAAAAUCCACACCGGAGAGAAACCUUAUACAUGUAAUGAGUGUGGCAAAGCUUUUACCCAGUUUGCAAAACUUAACAGGCAUCAGAAAAUACAUGGUGAAAAGAAACAUUAUAAAUCUAGUAUGUGUGGCAGUGGUUUUAUUCAAAGCUCAAGCUUUGGGGAUCAUCAAAGAACUCACAGUAGCAAGAAACCUUACAAAUAAAAUGAUUAAGCAAGUGUUCAAGCCUUAUUCAACAUCAGAAUUCCAUUAUGGAGAGGAACCAUAUGAAACUAAUGUGGCAAAGCCUGUAACCAGGGGUUUACACCUCUCUUGAUAUCAGAAUAUAAAUCUCUAAAAGAAAGCACACAAAUGUAAUGUAUGGCAAGGCUUAUCCAAAGUUUAUACGUUGUGGAACAUAACAGUUCUUACUAGAUAGAAACCUUACAAAUGUAGUGAGUGUGAUCAGCUUUAUAAAAAAUGUACAACUUGGGGGGUGGGGAUAGGGGAAUGUGAUUAAGAGGUACAAAUUUCCAGUGAUUAAAAAAAAAAAGUACAACUUUGUGGUCAUGAAAGAAUUCAUAUGAGAUGGAAACCAUAUAAAUGUGUCAAGGUCCUUACCUCAGGAAACACCAAAGAAUUCAUACUGGACAGAAACAUUACAAAUAUAAUGAAGGUGAUAAUUUAUUUAGCCAAUUCUCUCAAUGGACUACAAUAAGAAAAUUCAUACUAGGGGAAGUAAGUCUAUUUUGAGAAUUAACCAAUCUUAGAUGUUAAAUUCCACAGAAAAUUUAAAUUAUUUAAAACUGAUGAGAUGAUGUGUAUCAGUAGAACAAGGAUAUCUGUGGAAAGACCUACUAAUUAUCUUCAGCUUACCAUUUUUAAAGAUAUUUUAAGUAAUAUCAACACCCAAUGUGGAAUUCAAACUCACAACCCCAAGAUCAAGAGUUGCAUGCUUUUCUGACUGAGCCAGCCAGAAGUCACUGUAAAUUUUUUUUACUCAAUUACUUGAGGUUUCCUGAGGCUGCAUUAUUAUUGAUGACUUACAACCUGAAGUUUGGGACCCACUGAUGUUAUACUUUAAUUACAUGCAUUUCAUGUGUCACCAUAAUGGUCUCAGAAGGGAUCAGUAAGGUGAAAGGACCUAGUUCAUUAGCUGGGGCUUAUUCAUACCUAUGUAACCUGGAAAAACUAGGACACUAAUUUUAAGAUACAGUAGGGUGUAAGUUUGAGAGCAUAGGGAGUGGCAGGGAAUAGUGUAAAACUGUUAUCUAAAUUGCCAUGUUUUCUGUGAUCACAGCCUCUUCUCUAGAUUUGUUGGUAUGACUGAGGGCCUUUGUUGAUGAUGAUUACAGGAAAGGAUGAUGAUGAAACAGUAGGCCAGGACAUUGAGAGAAUGAGACUUUCAUGUGAGUAGAAGGACAGGUUACUAGGGAUGGCAUAUGUGGUAGAAAAAAUGGAGGGGGAAUGAUGAUCUCUCCCUCUUUUGAAAGGUAAUAGUUGUGUAUCACAGAUUAGUAGAAAUUAGUCUUAUUUUUGGAAACUGAAGAGAAAGUUCUAGAGGACAUUUUAAUCAAAAGAACCAGAGUAGUAUGCUUGUGAAGGAUUCAAAUUUGGCCACUGAAAUUGUGUUUUGAUACCAUUUUAUUUAGGAUAUUAUAAAUUCUCAUAUCUAAAUAAGUAAAAUAGAAACCUUUUUUUGUAACACUGAAUGAACCACGUGCCUUUUAUUAGCCCAAGUGUAUCCCACACCUCAUUGGGGCAUUUCAUAAUGAACACUAAUAAUACAUCCUUGGGCUCCAUAGGUUGAAUGUCAUCCCUAACAACUUUUUUCCAUGUUAGAUUCACACAACUUACAGUCUUGGAAAUUCAUAUUCAUAAUUUCAACUUGAAAGUUACACAAUUUCAAACUCUCACCCUCUAAAACCUGCCUCCCUGUUCAUGAACACACACUGUAUGAUGAUUACAUUUCUACAUGCCUUUCUUUUGUGCUGAAAUGAGACCCAUGGGUUGCACCUUUACAUUAAAUGAAAAUAGAAAAAUAGUAAGCAUAUGAAAAGUAUUAGGAAAUAAAAUGUCGGAAAUAAGGAUAAAGAUAAUCUCUUUUGUGCUGGAGUGCUCAGGGAAAUAAGUUGAAAAGAUCAGUGUUCGUUGAGUUUACUCUCAAGAACAAAUAUUGACACAAUGGGAAUCUUUUGAUAACUAGCAAUCUCCGAUAUUUACCCUCUAAAACAUUUUUUGCUAGUUUGCACUUGUGCUUACUUUGCUGGAAGAGGAUGUUUGGAUGUCAUGAAUGAGGACUUCAUACAAUAAAGUGUUACGAGAACGUUUAUUACAUAAUGAUGCUUUCUGGGGAGAGCAGGAUAGACCUCCUCAGGUUGUUCUAAAAAUGGCUAGAGAACGCAGGGAAUGAUGACUGGUUUGUUAUGAUGGUUACUAUGUGGGGCUGGGGUGAUGGCACUCACUUACGGUGUGCACUUUCAACUAAUGCCAAGGGAAGGGGCACUUGGGCUUUAUUAGCUUGCCUUGCCCAGAUGGGCAGCAUAGUAAGAGGUUAUAAUGAGGCUUAACAGGUAUUGUUCGUCAGACAUCAGAAAUGGAGUCAGACUAACUGAAUGUUUACUCCUGACUUGGUAGGGAAAAGACCACAAUCUUCCUUAUGCUAACACACUACCUUCAUUUCCCUGGUACACAUACAGACCCCGCUGCACAAUAUGAUUGUUGAAAAUGGUGAAAUACUGUUUAGAUAAAUUAUCUAAGGUAUUUUUAAUAAACUUAAUGAUGUCACAAUUAUAUUGCUAUUAAGUUACAGUCUAAUAUUAAAAUAUAUGUGGAAAAAUAGAUGUGGAAGUGAUAGAAUAUGUCCCAACUACAAGCCUGUUGUAGAUCUCUCACUUUAAGGUAGAAUGGAAUGAAUGGAAUCUCAAAAUCAGUCCUUUCAUUUCUCUACCAAGAUACUAGAAUCAGAAUAUCUGUAUUGAAACUUGGCAAAUUAUUUUAGUUUUAGGUUCAGAUAAAUAAAUUAACUUAAAUUUCAAAGGAAAUAAAUCUUUAAGUUAGAAAAUGCUGAACUAGUAAUUGUUGAAUCUCAUUUGGAACACCUAUCAAGUCAUGGGUUGCACAGAACAUACUCAGGAUAAAGAACAAAGUUCGCUGAUAAAAUCUGUCUCUCCCCACAGUUACCCUUGACUACCUUGUCAUUUAAUAUUAAUAAGGGGUAUUUUUAAUUUGGUCUGCAAAAUGUUUUCUCUAACACCUUUUUCUUUUACCUUCUGUUGUUUAGGCGUGAAUAUGAAAUUUGAAAAAUCCCUAAUAUCCUUAUUAAAAUUGCAUUAUUAAAAUUUCUAGCUGAUUGGAAAAACUUACUGGGAUUAUCAUUUCCAUGUAAGCAAGACAAAACCUAAUGAUGAAAAGGGCUUUGCCCCUCACCAUUCACCCUUGGUCAUACAGUGGCUGUCCUGCUGUAAGGAGAGAGGGCUGCUAACGGAGGUAGAGCAGGCAGAGAACUGCCCAGGGGACCUGUCACAUCCAGCACUACAACGAACACUACAACUCUGGGCUUCCUGUUACUUGGGAAAUGAUAAACCACCUACUUGUCUCAGCCACUGUUUUCCAGGAGGUCUGUCACUCAAAAACUGUCCUACCUGACAAAUAAGAUUCAUAUUUUGUAUUGAGAGUAGAAUGGAACAUUUGAGAGGGGUUCCUGAAUUUAAAAUUUUGUAGCUUAGAAAAGCUUUAUUAAAACAUCCCUUCAGGGGCGCCUAGGUGGCUCAGUCAGUUAAGCGUCUGGCUUUUGAUUUUGGCUCAGGUUAUGAUCUCAGGGUCACGAGACAGAGUCCCACAUCGGGCUCUGCACUCAUCGGGGAGUGUGCCCAAGAUUCGCCCCCUCUCUCUGCCCUUCCCCCCCUCAAAUAAACAAAUCUUAAAAAAAAAAAAAAACCUUCACUGAUGAGUUAGAGCUGUUUGGAACGUGUUGCCUAAAAUUCACAAUGUGAACAAAAUAUAGCAUGAGAAUUUAUGACAAAAUGUUCAGAACACUAAGAAAGUUACAGGAAUAGGGAAUUUGGCUCCACAAACAAAAUUACAUGUUUACUUAUAUUCCAUAAGGGAUAAGUCUAUAAGCAUAAAAUAUGAUAAUGCAAAGUUCAUAAGUAUGUUCAUGUACAGUGAUAGACUUGUAGGGUUUCCUAAUUUAAACAGUUUUCUGGCAAUGCCCAUAUGAUGAGGUGAUAUCUGAGCAGAAUCACUGAAAAUGUAUCAUGCAAAUACAAAUAAGGGCAAAUGGGUAGAGGAAACAGAAGGAGAAGAUUGUCAGAAUGGGAACAUAUUUACCGCAAUUAGUAUGUGGCUUGGUGAAAUAUUAAGUUUCUACUGGAGACAUUUAAAAUCUGGGACUCCUUAGAGUUACAAUUUAAAAAAUUUUAACAAAAUUCCCCAGAGUACAUAAGAUGAUAUGUAAUAGAUCCAAAAUAAUGAUGACCUGUUUGGAGAAUGCACAUAUUUCUUUAUGGUAGCCUUACCAUUACCAAGAGAACGCAGGGGUGGGGUGGGGUAAUGAAUUAAAGGAAAGAUAGUAAAUACCAUUUGUCAAAACUAUCUGACAGGACGGGUCGCCUGGGUGGCUCAGUCAUUAAGCGUCUGCCUUCAGCUCAGGUCAUGAUCCCAGGGUCCUGGGAUCGAGCCCCGCAUCGAGUCCCGCAUCGGGCUCCCUGCUCGGCGGCAAGCCUGCUUCUCCCUCUCCCACUCCCCCUGCUUGCGUUCUCUCUCUCGCUGUCAAAUAAAUAAAAUCUUAAAAAAAAAAACACAGAGGUUUGAUCCCAGGACUUCUUAAGAUACACACUUUUCCUUUUGUCUACACCCCUGUAGCCAGCCAGGGGUAUAUUGCUACUUCCACUUAUGAAUGUGUAUCAAGUAAAACUGGUGGGUCUUUUACACCUCAGUUAUAUCUUAAUGCCCGUAUCAUAAAUUUUUUUUACCAUAUAAUAAAAUAUUAUACUUUGAAACUGAAUAGUAACAAAACACAUAUUUCAUAUGUUUUCCUCAUGAGUACAAGACCUACUGACUCCCAUUUAUUCCUAGUUUUACUCUUCAAAUUGAGACCAGUCUUGUGUUACCAGUGCCUAAUAUUUGACUACAAAAUUGACUUUUCAGUUAUGUUUCAGAUACCAAAUUUUAUACUAAUUCAGAUGUGAUGAGAAUGUGACUGUGUGUGCAAGGUUGGCAAACUUUUUAUGUAAGGAACAGAUAGUAAAUAUUUUAUUCUUUGUAGGCCAUACUGUUUCUGUUACAGCUAUUCCAAUAUGUCCUUGUUGGAUCAAAAGUACCUAAAUAUAGGUGUGGCUGCAUUCCUAUUAUACUUCAUCUAAAAACAGAUGGUAGGCUGUAUUUGGCUCAUGUUCUGUAGGUUGGAGACUCCUGAUCUACACAAAGGAAUUAAGAGCACCAGAAUAAGUACAUGUGUAAAUUAAAAAUGACUUCCUAUUUGCAAAUCUCUUUAAAAUACAGUGGGCUGUUUAAGAAACUAACAGUCUAGUACAUAUGUUUAUAGCAUAUGUAAUAGUAAACCUAUAAUAAUGAUAGCAAAGGGCAGGAGUGGAGAAAUGGAAGCACACAUGGAAAGGAAGGGUCUGAUGCUCUAUAUGAGUUAAGUGUCAAGUCACAUGAAGGUAGACUGGUAAGUUGUGUAGUACAACCCCUGAAGCAAGCACUUAAAAAACAGCUAUAGCUAACACCAGUAAACCAAAAAAGGUUUCAAAUAAAACCAUUUCUAAAAAUUCAGUUAUUUCAAAGAAGAGAGAAAAAGGGGAAAGAACAAAGGAGACAUGAUGAAACCAAUAGCAAGAUAAUUUAAAUCUAUAUAAUAUCUGUAAAAGGAAAUGGUCUAAAGACCCCAAUGAAAAGCUAAAAUUGUCAACUGUAAUUUUCAAAGACCGACAACAAUAUGUUUCCUACAAGAAAUUCAGUUCAAAAAUUAAAGGACACGGGGCGGAGCAAGAUGGCAGAGGAAUAGGAGACCUGGAUUUCGUCUGGUCUCAGGAAGUCAGCUGGAUAGGGAUCAAACCAAUCUGAACACUUACGAACUCAACAGGAGAUCGAAGAAAAGAAGAACAACAACUCUCUGAACAGAAAAGCAACCACUUUCUGGAAGGUAGGACGUGCGGAGAAGUGAAUCCGAGGCGAUAUUCAGGAGGAUAGAUGGCGGGGGAGGGGCCUCCGUCAGCCGCUUCUGGCAAGUGACAGAGCCAGGGAGCACAGAAUCGGAACUUUUCGAAGUCGGCUCCGCUGAGGGACGUCACUCCGGUGGCUAAGCGGGGGGUGGAACCCUCGUGGGACAGUGUGGUCUUAGGACCCUUGGGGUCACAGAAAGACUGGGAGUACCUGAGUGCAGCAGAGCUCCCAGGUAUCGGAGCAGGGAAGCGGCUGCAGAGGCAGAGCCCAGGCGCGGGCUCUCAGCUUGGGGUUGUCAUAAACCGUGAUCCGCGGCACAGUCGGGCCCCUGCUCCUCCAGCAGGGACCCAACAAGCGGCAGAUCCGGGGAGACUCCCCUUCCUCUCCCGGGAGGAGCGGUGUGGGAGCGCACCGCAGGGAUCUGCUGGGUUUGGAGACUCCACCCAGGGUCGGGUGCCAGAGAUAGAAACACGCGGUCACAGGCUGGGUGAGCACGGAGUGUGGCCGGAGACCGGGGAGACGGGAGGGACUGGCGGCUUUUCUCUGGGUGCUCACUGAGGAGUGGGCCCCGAGUUCUCGGCUCCUCCAAGGCAGAGAUUGGGAGGCCGCCAUUUUCACUCUCGGCCUCCAAAGUGGUACGGAAAGUUCGCAGGGAACAAAAGUUCUGGAGAGCAACCCGAGCAGAUUACUUAGCCCGGACCGGGCAAGGGCGGGGCAAUUCCGCCUCCGGCAAAGACACUUGGGAACCACGGCAACAGGCCCCUCCCCCAGAAGAUCAGUGAGAACAGCCGGCCAAGACCAAGUUAACCAAUCAAUGAGAAUGGCAGAACUCCAGCACUAGGGGAAUACUGCACAUAGAAUUCAUGGCUUUUUCCCCAUGAUUCUUUAGUCUUUCAAAGUUAAUUUUUUUUAAACUUUUUUUAAAUUUUUCUUUUUCCCUUUUUCAACCAACAUCUUAUCAA
Molecule: messenger RNA, 9259 nt
Organism: Mirounga angustirostris (Northern elephant seal)
Lineage: Eukaryota; Metazoa; Chordata; Mammalia; Carnivora; Phocidae
Product: zinc finger protein 677-like
Exons: 4
Coding region: 198-2354 (718 amino acids)
Biological process (GO): regulation of transcription by RNA polymerase II
Molecular function (GO): RNA polymerase II cis-regulatory region sequence-specific DNA binding; DNA-binding transcription factor activity, RNA polymerase II-specific
Source: RefSeq, a predicted model, not a curated record